AUGACCAACCAAAAAUGCGCCGUCAUAAUAUCUUGCUUCCCAGGCGUCGGGAAGACCGCCCUCCCCGGGCUGAGCCAUGACGGGAGCUUCGUCAACCCGGAGGGGAAGUACGCAAUCUACGACGUCGAAACCAUGGCGCAGGACCCAAAGAGCGAGGAAUACUGGCAGACAAUAGAAACGCUAGCCCAGGAGGAGGACGCGGUCGUGCUCGUCGCCGCCAGCGGGGACGCCCACCGCCAGCUUCUGUCGCGGGGCCUGCGCUUCGUCUGCGUCCACCCGGGCGUGGACAUCAAGGACGAGUACCUGCGGCGGUACUUCGACCGGGCCGGGAUCGACAGAACCUGGAUAUCGCUGUAUAGGUACUGGCAGGAAAAGAUAGAGGAGCUGCAGGUCAGGUCUGACGGGGCGUGUAUGUACUUGGAGCUGACGGCUGGGGAGGACCUGGAGGAUAUGUUGCCGUAUAUCCCGGCUGGAGUUGAGGAAGGCGCCUUCUGA
Diaporthe citri is the source of this 495-nucleotide messenger RNA. RefSeq lists its product as uncharacterized. The transcript has a single exon. The record is from RefSeq and is a predicted model, not a curated record. NCBI's taxonomy places the organism in Eukaryota, Fungi, Ascomycota, Sordariomycetes, Diaporthales, Diaporthaceae. Bases 1 to 495 code for a protein of 164 amino acids.